GCCGCCCUCCGCUCUGCGGCUCGGGCCGAGCCGCUGGGGCGGCCCCGGGGCCCGCCGCGAUGUGGCUGGGGCCCGAGGAGGUGCUGCUGGCCGGCGCGCUGUGGGUGACGGAGCGGGCCAACCCCUUCUUCCUGCUCCAGCGCCGGCGGGGACACGGCAAAGGGGGCGGCCUGACGGGUCUUCUUGUGGGAACAUUAGACGUAGUUUUGGAUUCCAGUGCCAGAGUUGCCCCGUACCGUAUCCUGCACCAGACCCAGGACUCUCAGGUGUAUUGGGCAGUGGCAUGUGGAUCAUCUCGUAAGGAGAUCACGAAGCACUGGGAAUGGCUGGAGAAUAACUUACUGCAGACUCUGUCCAUCUUUGAUAAUGAAGAAGAUAUCACCACCUUUGUCAAGGGCAAGAUACAUGGAAUUAUAGCUGAGGAAAACAAGAACCAGCAGCCUCAGAGUGAAGAGGAUCCAGGAAAAUUCAAAGAGGCUGAACUGAAGAUGCGGAAGCAGUUUGGGAUGCCAGAGGUGGAGAAGUUGGUCAAUUACUAUUCUUGCAGCUACUGGAAGGGACGUGUACCCAGGCAGGGCUGGCUGUACCUCACUGUCAAUCACCUCUGUUUCUAUUCCUUUCUGCUGGGCAAAGAGGUGACACUGGUGAUUCAGUGGGUGGAUGUAACCCAGCUAGAAAAAAAUGCUACACUGCUGUUCCCUGAGUGCAUUAAAGUGAGGACAAGGGACAGUGAGCUUUAUUUUUCCAUGUUUCUUAACAUCAAUGAGACCUUCAAGUUGAUGGAGCAGCUGGCUAACAUCGCUAUGCGGCAGCUACUGGAUAACGAGAGCUUCCUACAGGACAAGUCCCUCCCAAAGCCCAGGAAGCCUCUGAAGAACAUCUCUGCACUGAAAAGAGACCUUGAUGCUCGAGCCAAAAAUGAAUGCUACCGUGCCACUUUCCGGCUGCCCAAGGAUGAGUGCCUGGAUGGACACACAGACUGCACGUUGUGGACACCAUUCAACAAGAUGCACAUUCCUGGUCAGAUGUUUGUUUCCAACAAUUACAUCUGCUUUGCCAGCAAGGCUGAGGAGGCCUGUCAUCUCAUCAUUCCUCUCAGGGAGGUGACAAUAGUUGAGAAGGCAGACAGCUCCAGUGUCUUGCCCAGCCCUCUGUCCAUCAGCACUAAAAGUAAAAUGACCUUCUUCUUUGCCAAUCUAAAGGACCGAGAUUUCUUGGUGCAGAGAAUCUCUGACUUCUUGCAGAGAACACCAUCCAAGAAACCAAUCAGCAGCGAGAGGGAAUGGAAGUGGAAUUUGGGUGAUCCUGGAUGUGAGGAAGUUCCAGAGUUGCCUUCCAGCAGCCCUCUUGCAGUUAGCCCCACUUCUGCUCUCAACAAUCGACCUGUCAACUUCUGUGCUGGUGAAGUGCCAACAGCAUCCCAGGGACUGCUCAAACUUUUCAGAAGAAAUUCUGAGGAGCUUUUGGGACCCAAAGGGGCAAAGGAGAAGAUGAAGGAAGAGUCUUGGAACAUUCAUUUCUUUGAAUAUGGGAGAGGGAUGUGUAUGUAUCGCACUACCAAGACCAGGGAGCUGGUGCAGAAAGGAAUCCCAGAGAAUCUUCGUGGAGAACUGUGGCUCCUUUUCUCAGGGGCUUGGAAUGAGAUGGUCACUCAUCCUGGUUACUAUGCAGAUCUUGUGGAAAAGUCAAUGGGAAAGUACAAUCUUGCUACAGAAGAAAUUGAGAGAGAUCUGCACCGUUCUAUGCCAGAACAUCCUGCCUUCCAGAAUGAGCUGGGAAUUGCUGCUCUCCGGAGAGUCUUAACAGCUUAUGCAUUCAGGAAUCCAACAAUUGGAUACUGUCAGGCGAUGAACAUUGUUACAUCAGUGCUGCUGUUAUACUGCAAUGAGGAAGAGGCUUUCUGGCUCCUAGUGGCUUUAUGUGAACGGAUGUUGCCAGAUUACUACAAUACAAGAGUAGUGGGCGCAUUGGUGGACCAGGGCAUCUUUGAAGAACUUACACGAGAGUAUCUUCCACAGCUGUCGGAAAAGAUGCAGGAGCUGGGAGUGAUUUCCACCAUAUCCCUUUCUUGGUUUCUCACACUCUUCCUCAGUGUCAUGCCCUUUGAAAGUGCUGUUGUCAUUGUUGACUGUUUUUUCUAUGAGGGCAUCAAGUUUAUCUUGCAGGUGUCAUUGGCCAUUCUUGAUGCCAACGUAGAGAAGCUGCUGCAGUGCUGUGAUGAAGGUGAAGCAAUGACUAUUCUGGGCAGGUAUUUGGACAACGUAGUUAACAGGCAGAGUGUCUCACCUCCUAUUCCACACCUGCAUGCCUUAUUGACGAGUGGGGAUGACCCACCGCUUGAAAUUGACAUCUUUGACCUCAUCAAAACAUCCUAUGAGAAAUUUAGCAAUUUGAAGGUAGAUGACAUUGAACAAAUGCGUUUUAAGCAAAGGCUGAAGGUGAUCCAGUCUCUGGAGGAUACAGCCAAGAAGAGUGUGGUCCGGGCUGUGUCUAGUGACAUUGGUUUCUCUAUUGAAGAACUAGAAGAGCUAUAUGUGGUGUUCAAGGCAAAGUACCUGAUGAGCUGCUACUGGGGAAAUAAUCGUGCUGCAGCUGCCCGCCGAGAUCAGAGCCUGCCCUACCUGGAGCAGUAUCGCAUAGACAUGGAGCAGUUCAAAGAGCUCUUCAUCACUUUGACCCCCUGGUCCUGUGGUGCACAUACUCCUGUGCUAGCAGGGCGCUUGUUCCGGCUUCUGGAUGAGAACAGGGAUUCUCUCAUUAACUUCAAGGAGUUUGUGACAGGGAUGAGUGGGAUGUACCAUGGUGACCUCACUGAAAAGCUCAAAGUACUUUACAAACUGCAUCUGCCUCCUGCUCUGAAUCCAGAGGAGACGGAGUCUGCUUUGGAGGCCACAAGUUAUUUCACAGAGGAUGUUACAACAGAAGUAUCUCCUUUUGUCUCAGAGCUGGAUUUCUGCCUGCACUGUGAGUCUCAAGAAACCCAAGAAGAGAAAGGAAGGAGAAAUGACAGUGGUCAAGAAAAAGAGGAGAAAGGUACCAGCCCACAGGACUAUAGAUACUACCUAAGAAUGUGGGCCAAGGAAAAAGAGUCCAAGAAGGAAACUAUUAAAGAUCUCCCCAAAAUGAGCCAGGAGCAAUUCAUAGAGUUAUGCAAGACCCUUUACAACAUGUUCAGUGAGGACCCAGUAGAGCAAGAGCUGUACCAUGCUAUUGCCACUGUCGCCAGCCUCCUCCUGCGAAUUGGGGAGGUUGGAAAAAAGUUCUCCAACAGACCCAUAAGGAAGUCUGAGGACUGCAAAACAAACAGUAGCCAAGAUCCUGUGAGUGAAGAGGAGUCACCUACGUCUGAACAGAGUCAGAACUCAACAGUGGAGCAGCAACCCCGAGCUGACUGCGAGGACAAAACCUGCAGAGAUGUUCAGCCUGAAAAAACUGAGCAGGAGAACCAAACUCUAGGAGAUGGUUCAGGGGAAGGACAAGGCUCUCCUUUACAGCUGCUAUCAGAUGAUGAAACCAAAGAUGAUAUGUCCAUGUCUUCCUACUCCAUGGUCAGCACAGGCUCCUUGCAGUGUGAAGACAUUGCAGAUGACACGGUUCUAGUUGGCUGUGAAGGUGGUAGUUCAGCUGCCAGGUACGGCAGUACCAUUGAUACUGACUGGUCCAUUUCCUUUGAGCAGAUCUUGGCCUCCAUGCUGACCGAGACAGCUCUUGUAAACUACUUUGAGAAAAAAGUCAACAUUCUCCAAAAGAUCAAAGAUCAGAAGAAGGUAGAGAGGCAGUUCAGUUCAUCCAGCGACUAUGAGCUUUCUUCUGUGUCAGGGUGAACUCAAAGCAGUCACUGUCUUUGGGAAAUAAAACAGGGAGAUAAUGUGGCAGAUGGCAGGAUGGUUUGGUAUUUUGUGUUCAGGGUUGUUUUUUUGUUUAUUCAGAGACCAUUAACUACACAAUUACAGUAGAUUCCAUUUGGUAAGGGGCAUCAGACAGUGACUGUUCUGUGUAGGUGCUUUUUUUGCUCCUGAGGUUGACAGAAUUAGAUUUACAUUCUCAAGAGCCAUUAGAACCUAAUAGCCCCUGACAUACAGAAUUACCACCAUAAAUUAUGCAUGUCUGACUUCUGCUAUCUUUUAUUUUAAUGAAGUUUUAUUUCAGACAGUAACUGCUCCUUGCCUGCCCUUGUUUGCUGUAGAUUCCUGGGUAAUUUGCACAGCAGAUGCAGCCUGGUGUGAAACCGUGUUCAUCUCUGGCUGCCGAUCUGAGAACUCACCCAGUGUUCUCAAGUGCUAUAGGACCCUGACCUAUAAAUAGUCUCGUAAGUUCUUCAGUGCUGUUCUGUGACUCAGCAGCUACAAUGCAGAUGUGUGCCACUGCUCCCAGCACCCUAAGAUCUAAACACAGACAUUUCUCAGAUCUGCAGGUUUCUUUCAGAUGAGAUUUGCUGUUUUCAUAACACAAACACUUUUCUCCAUCACUCAGGAGACAUUUUUCAGACAAACCUGGUUUUCUAGCUUUUGCAGUUGUUUCUAGUUUCUCUCGGAAGCCACAAGCUCCUUGACUUCAGUGCAGCAGUAAUAUUAGGCCAGUCAAUGGCUUAUGAUGGUUAUAAGAAGGGAGCGUGCUCCUGAACAGUGAAUCAGCCUCAGCAUUACAGAAUAGUGGCACACUGCUCUGCUGGAGUUUCCCUCUUGGUACAGAAUCCAUUUAUUUCCUCGCUAAUUCUCUAUUUUUGCUAACUAGUGAUGGGUCCAAUUUUAAUAAGACCCCUAAGAACGCUCUGCUCAGUCAGCCCUUGUCGGGUCAGGAAGAUGUGUGAGAGUGCUGUGCCACCUGCAGCUUCUCAGUGUGACCUUUCUGAACAUCUCUUGUAUGCAGCGUCCAGCCACGGACGUGCUCUUAGUACUGUGCAUCAGAAGGUAUUUACACAAAACAAGGGAGAAUUCAAAGCACUGUGCUGCUCUGCCAUCAGUCCGUUAUGAGAAACCUGAGCAGAGUAGAUCUCAUUCCAGUUAAAGAGAUGAAAUAACUGGGACAGCGAGUGACUGCUCAGUGAGAAGAGACUAAGAGUCAGCCUUCUGGUGGCAGAGCAUCUGCUCCACGACAAAUGAAUGCUGUUUGAACAGAUAAACUCAUCUCAGUGCACAGGCAUCUGCCUCACAGGGCCGGAGGGGAUGCUGGUGCUCAGCGGGAACGGAUCUGGUGCUGAAGGCAAGGAGUGCUGCAGGAUCGGGCUGGCAUUUGGCACUAAGGGAGGGGAAGGACCCUGCGGUUGGAUGUUCCCAUUAACACUACUCGGUGUGCUCCUCCGUGUGAAUUCCUUUGCAGCAUUAUGUAUUCACAGCUGGUACAUAUUCCUUGGUUUUUUUUUCUGCCUCCUCUGCCUCGUAGCUGGAGAGCGGCCAUUAGUUAAACUGCUUUUACUAAUUAUUCAGUAAUUUAUUGUCCUUUUUUUAAAGUACAGCUACUACAUGUGAUUUUACACUGUCUGUCUGUCUGUCAUGUACUCAAUAAAUGAACCAGAACCAC
Molecule: messenger RNA, 5520 nt
Organism: Gallus gallus (chicken)
Lineage: Eukaryota; Metazoa; Chordata; Aves; Galliformes; Phasianidae
Gene: TBC1D9B
Product: TBC1 domain family member 9B
Exons: 22
Coding region: 60-3824 (1254 amino acids)
Molecular function (GO): calcium ion binding
Source: RefSeq, a predicted model, not a curated record